Messenger RNA from Oncorhynchus masou masou (cherry salmon), 5056 nucleotides. RefSeq names its product coiled-coil domain-containing protein 69-like. Bases 3046 to 3966 code for a protein of 306 amino acids. Gene Ontology annotation, molecular function: microtubule binding. Gene Ontology annotation, cellular component: cytoplasm; nucleus. The transcript has 9 exons. The record is from RefSeq and is a predicted model, not a curated record. Lineage: Eukaryota; Metazoa; Chordata; Actinopteri; Salmoniformes; Salmonidae.
GUUUAUUCUAGGGCUGGGGCAUGCUUUUCCAAAUACCAAGUCCAAUAAUCAUACACUAUACUGCUGAUCACUUCGAAGACAAUGUCUAUUAGGCUACAGUAGACUACUUCAAAAAGACUACUUCAAAAACAUCCAAAUAUUCGGUGUAAAACUAUUGAAUUCAUUGUAUUUGUGAAUAGGGUAUUUUAAACCCUAACGACUGUUCGUACAUGGUGGAUAUGCAGUCUCACAUAUCAAAUCAAACUUUAUUAGUCACAUGCGCCGAAUACAACAAGUGUAGACUUUACCGUGAAAUGCUUUACUUACAAGCCCUUUACCAGCAGUGCAGUUCAAGUGUAUCAUAUACACUCUUACACAAAGACAUAUUGUUUACAAUGACAUAUUGUUUAUCCUGUAGAAAGCAUUGCAAACUCGACAUUGCAUCCGACAGCUUGUCACUCUGAUUGCGACCAAGGGAAUUACAUGGCCCUGUACACACUUACGUUGUGCAACUGAUCUGAAACACAUUUGGGGGGGUUUUCUGCACAGAAAUAAUCACACAAGCAAUGUGGAGACACCACACAAUGGUUGUGUAAACGUUUUUAGGUAGACAAAACUCUCUGUUGUAUCACAACAACAAAAAAAUAUCAGUUGUGUCACAACCAUUGUUACAAAUGUGUUGCAGAUCAGUUGUAUAACCAUAGUGUGUACUGGGCCUAUAGGUCCAGUGGUCACUGAGACACUGCAGCUGCCACUGCUGUGGAAAGUUUCACUGUUCACACACAGUUCUCAAUGAACAACUGCUCUAUAUUUUCAUGUGGGAUUAGAGCUCACGAACCUAUAUAUAAAUAGACAGGGUUUUGACCCAAAAAAUGAAAGUGUUUGGGAUUCCACGGAUGGUCUGGUCUUUAGUACUGUAGAGGUAGCACAUCUAUGGUCUGGUCUGUAGUACUGUAGAGGUGACACAUCUAUGGUCUGGUCUUUAGUACUGUAGAGGUACCACAUCUAUGGUCUGGUCUUUAGUACUGUAGAGGUGACACAUCUAUGCUUAGUAUAAACUUAACAGAGACCAGGGCCAAAAAUAGACUCAGUGUUUCAGUGAACUCAUUGCCUGGUUGUGAAGAAGACAGCUGGUGUGUCAGCGUAAAGAACGACACUGAAAUACAUUGUCCUGUAGACUUUUGUUUUUAUGUUGUUUUUUUUGUCUUCUAUUUUGCAAGAGACGUUCUGUCUCUAAUGUUCAAAGUUGAAAUAAUGUAAUUGUUGAUUGAGAUAAUAUAGGUAUUUUGUAAGGCGGGCAACUUUCAGCGUCGUGUCUUGAGUCAUAUCGAUGAGAUAAAAUCUCUUUGUUCACUGUUGAAAUGAUUGAAUGUUAGUUGCAGGGAAAGUUAUUUUUGUAAGAGGGCCAACUUUCAGUGUCGUGUCUGUUUUACCCUCUUGUAGUUUUGCACUUUAACCGAUGUCAGCUUUGGGAAAUGUGAUUGUAAACUAACAGCCACUAAUGUUUUGGACUCAUCACGUACGCUGCUUCUACUGUUUAUCAUCUGUCACUUUAUUCCUAGUUAUAUGUACAUAUCUACCUCCAUGACCUCGUACCCCUGUACAUAUCUACCUCCAUGACCUCGUACACCUGCACAUAUCUACCUCCAUGACCUCGUACCCCUGUACAUAUCUACCUCCAUGACCUCGUACAUAUGUACCUCCAUGACCUCGUACCCCUGUACAUAUCUACCUCCAUGACCUCGUACCCCUGUACAUAUCUACCUCCAUGACCUCGUACCCCUGUACAUAUCUCCCUCCAUGACCUCGUACCCCUGUACAUAUCUACCUCCAUGACCUCGUACCCCUGUACAUAUCUACCUCCAUGACCUCGUACCCCUGUACAUAUCUACCUCCAUGACCUCGUACCCCUGUACAUAUCUACCUCCAUGACCUCGUACCCCUGCACAUAUCUACCUCCAUGACCUCGUACUCCUGUACAUAUCUACCCUCAUGACCUCGUACCCCUGCACAUAGCCUCGGUCCUGGUGCCCCGUGUACACUGCCAAGUUAUCAUUACUCAUUGUGUAUUUAUUAUUACUUUUAUUGUUAAAUUUUUUACUUUUCUAUUAUUUCUCUAUUUUCUUGCUCUCUGCGUUCUUGGUAAUUUAAGUAAGCAUUUCACUGUUAGUCUACACCGAAGCAUGUGACAAAUACAAUUUGUUGUGAUUUGAUUUGUAAGUCAUGAGGGCAACAAUAAUUUUUAGCUAUGGGACAUGAUGAAAUGUUGCAGGUUGGUAAGAUAUCCCAGAGGGCUAUGUGCAGCCUACAGGGGCAAGGCUUUGAUAUGGAGUCUUUACAGCUGGCUACCCUUCCCUGGAAGAUCAACAUGACCUGCUCCUCAGAGAAGGAAUUAGUCUGUAAAGUAAAAACAUGAAGGCCCAUGCCCUUCUGACAACCCUCCCUCCCUGGCUGGCUGGAUGAAUGGAUCUACUGUGUAUCUAUUACAUUUCCAUCGACUUGUUUGUGUUUUUCAUUGGGACUGUUCCCCAACAUGUAUUAUAAACAAAAUGAUAGAUUCAGAUCAAUCCAUACAAUUCUUUAUUUUUGUCUUAUUACAGUGAGAAUUCAAUAUUCCAGGGGACACAUUAUAGGCCUGCUAUCAUUAAAUAGCUCAGGCAAAAGGAAACAUUUUCCAUGGAUAAAACGCAUGAUUAGGUAACCUAUUAUUUUCGUUGAAAAUCAUUGUAUCGUCUGAUGGGUCGCGUCUUCGGUGUAUUACGGUAAAAUUUCAAAUCAAUAGAUUUGAAACACCCACAAACCUAAAUUGUGCGCAACAGGAUGCGCAAUCCACUGACUUUUAAAACGGUUUCCCCUUCUUGAACGUGGGUAUUUAGGUUUGUCCAGAUUGUUUUACAAUCAGUGAUUGUGGUUUUGAAAAAUAACCGCCCAUCUGGUAGAUUUGAGUGAGUUGUUGUGAGUGAGCUACACAGACGUCUUGAGAGACCCGACUACAUCCCGGCGUUCAGAAGAGUUGGUAACUCUAGGAAAGGACUGGUAGGGGUGACGAGUGGACGCGGGGCAGGCAUGGGUUGCAGCCACAGCAAGAGGAAAAACAAAGCGAAGGAGGAGAAAACAGUGAAGGAGGUCAACAACUAUCAAGAUGGAGGCGGUAAAGUCCCUCUGGAGGAGCUGAAUGUGGGUCUAGAAACGGAGAAGCAGCUGGGUCAGUAUGAGUGGCAGCUGAAGAUCCUACGGGAGGUGCUGUCUGCCUCCGGGACCCAGGAGAGGGAGGAGCUACUAAAAGACCCAACCCAAGGAGAGCUCUGUGCCCUGGUCCACAACAUCACUGAGAAGGUGGAAACAGAGACGGCUGCUGACCUGACUGUUCUCUAUGUGGAGAAGAGCCAGAGGAUCGCAGAGCAGCACGAGAGACAGCUGGAAGAAUGGCAGAUGAUACAGAGUGACGAGACAAAACUACUAACAGAGACCCACCAGGCAGCUGAGAGAACGUUGAAGGAGGAGGUAGAGGAGCUGACUACAGAGCUACACGUGUACAAUCAGUUAAAGAAGAGAGUUGAGGAGUCUACCUUCAAGAAGGACCUGCAGCGGAACAUUCAGGCCCACGGCAGUCCUGGGCCAUUCUGGGAGCGGGAGCAGGAGAGUCUGCUGUUUGUCAUUGAGAUGAAGAGUGAACGUAUUCAGUCGCAGGGGAACAAACUGCUACAGAUGCAGGUUCUGGUGGAGAAGAAUCUGUCUCUAGAAGACCAGGUCAUAAAUGUUCUACAGAACAAUGAGGACCUGAGGGUUCGUAUCGACAACCAUCAAAGCCUUCUACAGCAGCUGUCCAAGGAGCACCAGGACCUCCAAGGGGCAUUAGACAGGCAGGCAUGUCUCUGUCAGAGGCUCACCAAGGAGAAAGAGCAACUCCUGUUUAAACUGAAGCACAGAGACUCCUGUCCUACCUUCCCAUCCUUCCCCAUAGUGUCUGAGCUCUCCCCCAGCUGAUCCGAACAGGGCCGUCAGGGUUACCUCGAUCUUAAUCCCGUCUAGGCUUGUAAACAUGAAGCCUGAAUCCGGAUCAUUUCCCAAAAUUCUGAAAGUAUAUAUUUUUUCAGAAUUCCCUGCUUGGAGGAUUCUAAGAGUCAUGAAGGAAUAUGUAAUGAAUGAUUCCUCCAACCCGAAAAUUCUUCCAAGUGGGAUUUCUGAAAAAGCAGGGGCCGUUGGGAAUGUUUCUGAACUUUUUUGCAACCCUAAUCCUACUUUGACAACCAAAGUCCAGGUACCUUUACAAAGGGCUUUAGUCACAUGUUUGAUGGAAGCUGAUGCCAAAUAAUGUUUUUAGUCCAGGUGUGUACCUGCUGUGCCUUACAGUACAUCAUGUUUUCUACAGCAGUAUGGUGUUCAUACAAAAGGACUGUUUUUUUUUGGUGGGUGGGGUAGUGGGUAUAGCCAUGCGCUGUUGGACUGAACUGACUCCUGCUGUACAACUGAGAUUAUCCUAGGUGAAUGUGACCGUGUCCACUUUGAUGGUUUGACUUGCGGUUGUAGACAGAGAUGUACAAACUUAGUAGCUACAUUUUAUUUUUAUAUAUAUAUAUAUUUAGCUACCUGCCGAGACACUAUGACGUCUAUCAAAAUGCAGUGUUAAGGUUUUACAUCACUCAGUAUGGAAUAGACGUUACAGAAUAUAAUGCAAUUUAAACCGGUACUUUAGACAACUGCCUUUGUAUUGGGAAAUGUUUAUACUCUUUUUUGUGUUAUAGAAUUUGUAAAAUAGAUUGCCAUGUUGGCAGUUUGAUUUUGUUUUUUUUGCAGAUGAGGACAAUGCAUAUUUUUGUGACUUUUUUAAGUAACAAAGAAACGGAAGCAAUUCUGUUUAAAAAUAUUAUUUUUUUUACUUCUGUUGCACUAGCACUUUUAAUCAGUAUUUUACUAGUACUAAAUGUGAGAGGUAGUUAAUGUCAUUUUUUUUGUUAUUCUUCCAUUUACAUUUAGUUGGUUUUACAUUUUUAUUUGAAUAAUUUAGCUAACGCUCCUCUCUUCAAAGGUAGCGGAUAGAUCUAGAGAGGAAGUCACAAUAAACAGUUGCAUCUGA